UACCCCAUUUUCGCCAAAGCCCUAGCGCCGCCUCCUCCGCUGCUCCCCCGACAGCCGUGCCUCGCCACCUCCACUCCUCCUCCCCCAACCAGCCGCAGCCAGCCAUGGCGAACGUCGCCGCGGGGACGAAGGUGGCCGCCGCUGCCGCCGCCGCCGGGCAGCCGAAUAAGAGGACGUUCCGCAAGUUCACUUACCGCGGCGUGGACCUCGACGCGCUCCUCGACAUGUCCACCGACGACCUCGUCCAGCUUCUCCCCGCCCGCGGCCGCAGAAGGUUCCAGAGGGGGCUGAAGCGGAGGCCCUUGGCGCUCAUCAGGAAGCUGCGCAAGGCGAAAAGGGAGGCACCAGCCGGUGAGAAGCCAGCGCCUGUGAAGACUUAUGUGCGCGACAUGAUCAUCAUACCAGAGAUGAUAGGCAGCCAAAUUGCAGUGUACAAUGGGAAAUAUUUCGUCAUAAAUGAGAUCAAGCCCGAGAUGAUUGGGCACCACCUCGCCGAGUUCUCCAUCAGCUACAAGCCCGUCAAGCACGGGAGGCCCGGCAUCGGCGCCACCCACUCCUCGAGGUUCAUUCCCCUCAAGUGAAAGGAUCCCGCGGCCUGACUGCCCUCGGCCGACUCCAUGUACCUCUUCCUGGAGUGAACGCCGUGUAUGUCCGUUUUGUCUGUGGUGGAAGAACUUCUAGUAUAUCUAUCUAGUGGAAGCAUGAGGUGGAACUUCUAGUAUGUCUAUCUUUCUAGUGGAGCUGUGGGAACCCAUGUAUGGAAAAUUGGGGAGAAGAAAGCAGCAUCUGUUAUCUAUCUGCGUGGCUGUAGCUAAUGCCCACUUGGUUUG
Messenger RNA from Triticum urartu, 830 nucleotides. Its product is annotated as small ribosomal subunit protein uS19-like. NCBI's taxonomy places the organism in Eukaryota, Viridiplantae, Streptophyta, Magnoliopsida, Poales, Poaceae. Gene Ontology annotation, cellular component: cytosolic small ribosomal subunit; ribosome. Gene Ontology annotation, molecular function: structural constituent of ribosome; RNA binding. Gene Ontology annotation, biological process: ribosomal small subunit assembly; translation. The record is from RefSeq and is a predicted model, not a curated record.